Messenger RNA from Bipolaris maydis ATCC 48331, 1117 nucleotides. RefSeq lists its product as uncharacterized. NCBI's taxonomy places the organism in Eukaryota, Fungi, Ascomycota, Dothideomycetes, Pleosporales, Pleosporaceae. The record is from RefSeq and is a predicted model, not a curated record.
AUUCCUUUCUUUCUCUUAAUUUCCAGGGACACCGCCGGAAAGUUCGCCGUCCAACGUUACUCUACCUUCCGCCAGCAUAUCGACAUCGUCACCAACAAACUUGUUAAAUUCAAAUCCAAAUCUUGCUAGAAAUGUCAGAACUAACAAACACUCGUGUGCCCACACCCUCCAACCCCUCACAUCUGGCCCCGCGCUACGAAAUCCGAAAAUUGAAGCCGGUCCACCUCCCCUGGGCCACCGCCAUCCUCGCCCACAGUCAUGGCUUUCACUCGAGUGUCUGGCAGAAAAUAUGGCCCGACCGCAACCUUGGCCGCUGGGUCGUCGAAAACACUCUCAACUUCGAAUACCUAGUCCGCCACCAAAUCGACUCAGGUCUCUCCUUCGGCGUCUUCGACACAGAAUACGAGUUCAAAACCGACACAGCCCGCGCCACCGGCGGCGCCCUCCUCUGGGACGCCGGCGAACUCGAUACAAAAAGCGUGGAAAAGACGCAAGGCCGCGCAGCAGAAGGGCAACGGUUACUAGACCAGAUGGACUUCCCGCUCGUAAGCAUAAUGCUCAGCUAUGACGGCUUCACCCCGCUUGAUCCCGAGAAAAUGAAACCCUUAAUCGCCGCUUGGCCCGAAUUCCGUAUCCUCUACGGCGCGCUCGAACAGCGGGAUCAGCGAGAUCCGGCGUCGUGGAAGCCCACUGCGCCGCGUCAGGUGCUCAUGCGCAAUGCGACGUCUACGCGGGGCGACUAUGAAGGGCGGGGCAUUAUGGGAGCUGCGGCACGGUGGUUGCAGCGCGAGGCGGCGCUGAUGGGGUUUCAGGGAAUUCAGAUUGAGGCAAUGGCGGAUAAGGUGAUUCAUGUUUGGACGGAGGGUGUGCAGAAGCCGUUUAAGGGGACCUUGGUAAGUGAGUUUGAGUGUCAGACGCUGGAGGUGGAUGGGGAGAGGCCUUUUGGGGCGGCGAAGCAGAGGAUUAUCAAGGCUUGGGUUGAUUUAACGGCUUGAGGGAGAUGGGAGGGGGAUAGCAUUGACUUCGACUUGGGUUGUUGCCGCUAUGAUAGAUUCAGGUUGCAAGUUUGCUUGAAUAAAUGUGUCGGCCUUGAUACGGCCGCUUAUAGAAUGGAAAA